GUUUUGUUUUCUUGAACCAGGUAACAAGUUAUAAAAGUACAUUUUAAAGAAAUGAUGGAAACUUCUGCCAACACUCUUGUGAAAGCUUACCAUAAGAAAGGUUCGGUAUGUUAUACGAGACCAGGUUAUCGUGAAGCACGAUGGGAACGCGCAGUUAAGGUUUACACAAUCAACCAGGAGUCUAAAUAUUUGUUAGUCGAAGGUGUACCAGCCGUGGGUGCUUCAAAAGAGCUGAUAGAAUUAUUUGCGUUAUAUGGAGAAGUUGAAGAGUAUCGUCUUCUUGAUGACUAUCCAGCUGAACAAUUUACGGAGGUGUAUUGGAUUAAGUACAGAAAAAUUCAAGCAGCUAGAUUCGGUAAACGAAAACUAGAUAAUCGUUCUUUUUUCGGCGGUCAGUUGCACGUGUGUUAUGCUCCCGAAUACGAAUCAGUUGACGACACACGAGAAAAACUCAACGAACGACGAAGGAUGGUUGCUCGAAAGUGCAGAGAAUAUUUCGGUACAACAUCUACGUCAAAACCACCUUCAGCUUCUAUAAGUACUUUUACAGUAUCGCCUACUUUUGUUGAUACAGAGACACACAAAGCUAGCAAUCCGAUACACCCUACCGUUUCAAAUAUAAAUCACACUAACUUUAUGCAGCAGAAUCUGCCAUUAUAUCUACAACCGCCUCCGCCACCACCAGCUAUAGACAAGUCAUUACCUCGAAUACCAUCUGCACACGCAACUUUGCCCGUGGAGAUCCAAAAUUUAUCAGCUUCGGAAGUUUACGGUAAUCAUGCAACACAAUCGCCAACACCUGCAGAUACCAAUCAAUCAGAACAUAGAAGUGAACAAAAAAAUGAUCCUGACAAUAGUGUUACCAAACGGCAAGAAAGCAAAAAACGCAUUGUUUGGAAUAAAAGAAACGCAGAUAGCGGAAGCAGCGUUUCCUAUUGCUAUACAAAGGAACCAGGAGCCUGGGAUCCGUUUAAAGAGGAGAGAAGAAAGAUCAAAAGUUUAACUCAAGAUGAAGACCUUGAUGCAACUGCUUCUGAUAUUCGAAGAAAACUUGGCCAGACUAAAGAACCAUCACAUAUAUUACUUGGCAAUAUAAAUGAGGAAGUUGCAUGUCCGUUACAAAAUAUUCAAUCCACUCACCACCACUACCAACAACAACAACAACAUGACCAAACACAACAACAUCAACAACAGCAACCUUCUGCUAAGAAACGUAAGAAUGAUGGUCGCAAAAGGAUAUAAUAUUAUUUUUAUAAUUAAAUAUUAUAUAGUUAUUUAAUAUAUAGUGUAAAUAGGUAUAAAUGCUUGAUGAAUUCUUUAUCAACAAAACAAAAACAAACGACAAAAAAAUCCACUCCUAACUUUAA
This is a messenger RNA of Hydractinia symbiolongicarpus, 1367 nucleotides long. Its product is annotated as RNA-binding protein 48-like. Bases 52 to 1242 code for a protein of 396 amino acids. Gene Ontology annotation, molecular function: RNA binding. Gene Ontology annotation, cellular component: nucleoplasm. The transcript has 9 exons. The record is from RefSeq and is a predicted model, not a curated record. NCBI's taxonomy places the organism in Eukaryota, Metazoa, Cnidaria, Hydrozoa, Anthoathecata, Hydractiniidae.